ACACCUAUCUUCUAGCCGGAGCGAAAAAAAACAGGGAGACAGCGGGUGGAGUGCGGGGAGAUAGCCUAGCUGUUUUCCUUGAAUAUGGGCGAAAUCUAACACUAAAACACGAUUUUCUUAGUAUUUAUUGUAGCCACACUACAUUGCAAAGACAUCCGACGCGUUUUGGUUCGAGCAGCAGCCUGAUCCAGAACCAUGUCGCGGGGCGUAAUGCAGCCGAGCCAGCAGAAGCUGGCGGAGAAACUCACCAUCCUCAAUGAUCGGGGGAUCGGGAUGCUCACCCGCAUCUAUAACAUCAAAAAGCAAGGACAAGUUUGGAAGGCAUGUGGAGACCCCAAGGCCAAGCCCUCAUACCUGGUGGACAAGAACCUGGAGUCGGCUGUCAAGUUCAUCGUCCGGAAGUUCCCUGCUGUCGAGACCAGGAACAACAACCAACAGCUCGCCCAGCUGCAGAAGGAGAAGUCUGAGAUCCUGAAGAACCUAGCCCUAUACUACUUCACCUUUGUCGAUGUCAUGGAAUUCAAGGACCAUGUCUGUGAACUACUGAACACUAUUGAUGCCUGCCAAGUCUUCUUUGAUAUUACGGUGAACUUUGACCUGACCAAGAACUACCUGGAUCUAGUGGUGACCUACACAACACUAAUGAUGCUGCUGUCCAGAAUCGAGGAAAGGAAGGCCAUCAUCGGCCUUUACAACUACGCCCACGAGAUGACCCACGGCGCUAGUGACCGGGAGUACCCCCGUCUGGGGCAGAUGAUCGUAGAUUAUGAGAACCCCCUGAAGAAGAUGAUGGAGGAGUUUGUCCCUCACGGCAAGUCUCUGUCGGAGGCUCUGGUGUCUCUUCAGAUGGUCUACCCCAGGAGGAACCUGUCAGCUGACCAGUGGAGGAACGCUCAGCUGCUCAGUCUAAUCAGCGCCCCCAGCACCAUGCUGAACCCCGCCCAAUCAGACACGAUGCCAUGUGAAUAUUUGUCCCUGGACGCCAUGGAGAAAUGGAUUGUGUUCGGGUUCAUCCUGUGCCACGCGGUGCUGACCAGCGACGCGGCGGCCCUCAGCCUGUGGAAGCUGGCCCUGCAGAGCUCCACAUGCCUGUGCCUGUUCAGGGACGAGGUGUUCCACAUACACAAGGCUGCCGAGGACUUGUUUGUAAACAUCCGCGGCUACAACAAACGUAUCAAUGACAUCAGAGAAUGCAAGGAGCAGGCCCUCUCUCACGCUGGUUCAAUGCACAGAGAAAGGCGUAAGUUCCUGAGGUCUGCUCUGAAGGAGCUGGCUACUGUCCUAGCUGACCAGCCUGGUCUGCUGGGCCCCAAGGCUCUGUUUGUGUUCAUGGCUCUGUCGUUCGCCCGCGAUGAGAUCAUCUGGCUGCUGCGGCACGCCGACAACAUCCAGAAGAAGAGCACAGACGACUUCAUCGACAAACACAUAGCAGAGCUGAUCUUCUACAUGGAGGAGCUGAGGGCUCACGUCAGGAAGUACGGCCCGGUGAUGCAGCGGUACUACGUCCAGUACCUGUCCGGCUUCGAUGCCGUGGUGCUCAACGAGCUGGUGCAGAACCUGUCUGUGUGUCCGGAGGAUGAGUCUAUCAUCAUGUCUUCCUUCGUCAACACUAUGACCUCUCUCAGCGUCAAACAAGUGGAGGAUGGAGACGUGUUUGACUUCCGGGGCAUGAGGCUGGACUGGUUCCGUCUGCAGGCCUACACCAGUGUGUCGAAGGCGUCUCUGGGCAUAGCGGACCACCGCGAGCUGGGCAAGAUGAUGAACACCAUCAUCUUCCACACCAAGAUGGUGGACUCCCUGGUGGAGAUGCUGGUGGAGACAUCAGACCUCUCUAUCUUCUGCUUCUACAGCCGGGCGUUUGAGAAGAUGUUCCAGCAGUGUCUGGAGCUGCCCUCUCAGUCGCGCCACUCCAUCUCCUUCCCCCUGCUCUGCACACACUUCAUGAGCUGCACCCACGAGCUCUGCCCAGAGGAGCGGCAUCACAUUGGAGACCGCAGCCUGUCUCUCUGCAACAUGUUCCUGGACGAGAUGGCCAAGCAGGCACGCAACCUCAUCACCGACAUCUGCACUGAGCAGUGCACACUGAGCGACCAGCUGCUGCCCAAGCACUGUGCUAAGACCAUCAGCCAGGCGGUGAACAAGAAGUCUAAGAAGCAGACGGGGAAGAAGGGCGAGCCGGAGAGAGAGAAGCCCGGGGUGGAGAGCAUGAGGAAGAACAGACUGCUGGUCACGAAUCUGGACAAGCUGCACACCGCCCUCUCAGAGCUGUGCUUCUCCAUCAACUACGUGCCCAACAUGGUGGUGUGGGAGCACACCUUUACUCCUCGCGAGUACCUCACCUCCCACCUGGAGAUACGCUUCACCAAAUCCAUCGUGGGGAUGACCAUGUACAACCAGGCCACGCAGGAGAUCGCCAAGCCGUCGGAGCUGCUGACGAGCGUGCGGGCCUACAUGACGGUGCUGCAGUCCAUAGAGAACUACGUGCAGAUCGACAUCACGCGCGUCUUCAAUAACGUGCUGCUGCAGCAGACCCAGCACCUGGACAGUCACGGAGAACCCACCAUCACCAGCCUCUACACCAACUGGUACCUGGAGACCCUGCUGCGUCAGGUCAGUAACGGCCACAUCGCCUACUUCCCAGCCAUGAAGGCCUUCGUCAACCUGCCCACGGAGAACGAGCUCACCUUCAACGCCGAGGAGUAUUCUGACAUCUCGGAGAUGCGCUCCCUGUCAGAGCUGCUGGGGCCGUACGGGAUGAAGUUCCUGAGUGAGAGUCUGAUGUGGCACAUCUCCUCCCAGGUGGCAGAGCUCAAGAAACUGGUGGUUGACAACGUGGAGGUGCUGACUCAGAUGAGGACCAGCUUUGACAAACCAGAACAGAUGGCUGCGCUCUUCAAGAAGCUCUCCUCUGUCGACAGCGUUCUGAAGAGGAUGACCAUCAUUGGCGUCAUCCUGUCUUUCCGCUCUCUCGCACAGGAGGCACUCCGCGACGUGCUGUCCUGUCAUAUCCCCUUCCUGGUCAGUUCUGUGGAGGACUUCAAGGAUCACAUCCCCAGGGAGACUGACAUGAAGGUGGCCAUGAACGUGUACGAGCUGUCGUCUGCGGCCGGUCUGCCCUGCGAGAUCGACCCUGCUCUGGUGGUGGCGCUGUCCUCCCAGAAGUCUGAGAACAUCAGUCCAGAGGAGGAGUACAAAAUCGCCUGUCUUCUGAUGGUGUUUGUGGCCGUCUCCAUGCCAACGCUGGCCAGCAACGUCAUGUCCCAGUACAGCCCAGCUAUCGAAGGCCACUGUAACAACAUCCACUGCCUGGCCAAGGCCAUCAACCAGAUAGCUGCUGCUCUCUUUACUAUUCACAAGGGAAGCAUCGAGGACCGUCUCAAGGAGUUCCUGGCUCUGGCCUCCUCCAGCCUGUUGAAGAUCGGUCAGGAAACAGACAAGAUGACAACACGCAACCGAGAGUCUGUCUACCUCCUGCUGGACAUGAUCGUGCAGGAGUCUCCCUUCCUCACCAUGGACCUGCUGGAGUCGUGUUUCCCGUACGUUCUCCUGAGGAAUGCCUACCACGCCGUGUACAAGCAGAGCAUCAGCGCCUCUGCCUAGAACCCAGAACCCAGCACCGGGACUCAGUCCUGGGCCCGGGCCCCGUCCCAACAGUCUGCAGUGGCCUCCUCCUCUCCAUUCCUCCUCUGAGUCAUCAGAGCAGACCAGAGCCACGCUCCUCUCCUGCAGGAAGCCACUCCAGACCCCCAAGGACGCCGUCGCCUUCCGCUGGCCGCUGUCGACACUGCAGCCAUCCUCCAUCACGAUGACAUCAUAUUAACGCGCCGUCGUUUCGAAAAGGUCAUAGUCGCCUAUACUGUAUGUUUUGGUUGAUUUAAGAAAAGAAAAACGAACAAACAAAACAACAACAACAAAAAAAAAAGAGAAAAAUCCUAGUGACACUAAACACUAAAACAUCCAUUUUUGACAAA
This is a messenger RNA of Osmerus eperlanus (European smelt), 3971 nucleotides long. It is a transcript of the gene nckap1, whose product is annotated as NCK-associated protein 1. Gene Ontology annotation, biological process: cortical actin cytoskeleton organization; neuron projection morphogenesis; cell projection assembly. The transcript has 32 exons. The record is from RefSeq and is a predicted model, not a curated record. The coding region runs from base 196 to 3600 and encodes 1134 amino acids. Gene Ontology annotation, cellular component: SCAR complex. NCBI's taxonomy places the organism in Eukaryota, Metazoa, Chordata, Actinopteri, Osmeriformes, Osmeridae.